Nilaparvata lugens (brown planthopper) is the source of this 1688-nucleotide messenger RNA. Its product is annotated as leucine-rich repeat-containing protein 15. The record is from RefSeq and is a predicted model, not a curated record. NCBI's taxonomy places the organism in Eukaryota, Metazoa, Arthropoda, Insecta, Hemiptera, Delphacidae. The transcript is spliced from 11 exons. Gene Ontology annotation, molecular function: protein binding. Bases 120 to 1688 code for a protein of 522 amino acids.
AAAUCGACUGGUGUGACGGUCAGAGUCACAGCUGCAGCCAGUGACAGGGUGACCCCUGCUUGUGACAAGAGUGCUUCAGUGAUUGUAAUCACACAAGAAGCCCCUACAUCCUGCAAUUGAUGAUGAUGCACCACCUCCAUCUCUUUCUAUUCACCAUCUUUCCCAUGCUACUCUCUGCCUCACACGCUUCCACACCAACACCGCAGCAACCAGUGGCAGUCUACGAUGGCACGUGUGAACUGAGCGCAUGUGACGUGCUACACACGGUGCGGCGAGAGGCAAGCGAAAUGGCACAGCAGAGAGGCAAGUGGCAAGAGGAUGAUGACUCCUUGGAAUGGAGGAUGCAACGGCUGGAGAGACGGUUGAGGUCUGUUGAACAACCAGUUUGGACCCGCACAGACGAGGUAGAUCGUUGGUAUCGCUGUUGCGAGGGGCCUUGCCGCUGUAGACCCGAGACCUUGGCUCUCAGCUGUUGGAGGCUGGAAUUGGUCGAACUGCCCUCACAGCAAGUUGUGCCUAACGAUAUUCGUUCAAUAGAUUUAGGUAUCAAUCAGAUUCGAUCACUCAACAAGGACGCGUUUGAAGGAUUGGAGAAACUGAACGAACUAGAUUUAUUCGACAACCAGAUAGACUUCCUGCCUGCUGUGAUAUUUGAUAACCUGGAAGGAUUUGGUCACAGGAGACUCCACAGAAAUCGGAUAGAAGAACUGCAUCCUAAACAGUUCCACAAAUUGGUCAAUUUGGAAAUACUUGACCUCUCGACCAACUCCAUUCGUCAGCUGUUCAACGACCAAUUCGAGGGAACUCCUCGCCUGCAGCUGCUAAUCAUCUCGGGAAAUUCCCUCGAAGAGCUGCCAGCCAACGUGUUCCGCCAUCUUGGAAAACUGGAGGAACUCGACCUGUCGGGCAAUAUUCUGGCCGAUGUUCCACCGGGCACUUUCCACGGACUAGUCAGCCUCAAACGCCUCAAGAUCUCUGAGAACCGCAUCAAGCAGUUGCCCCCUGAUGUGUUCCGUGACCUGAGAUACCUGGAUUACUUAUCUUUGAGACGCAACCAGCUGACAUUUCUGAGACCUGGACUAUUUGACAGUCUCAGACACCUCACGUUCCUCGAGCUGACUGGAAACUGGAUAUCUACGCUCGGAGGCCAGGAGUUCACAAGCCUACUGUCGGUUCGCGAACUGCACCUGGAACAGAACUACAUUGAACGCCUUCCCGAGGGCGUUUUCCGGGCGUGCAGUCAGCUUGAGAAGCUGUACCUGUUCAGCAACAACGUGCACCGGUUGGAUGCCGGUGUGUUUGUCGGCCUACACAACCUCAGCACUCUGCUACUAAACAACAAUGUAAUAACAAGCAUGGGCCACACUGUCUUCGAGCCACUACGCAAUCUCAGGAAAUUACAACUGGAUAGCAACAAAUUCCAGUUCCUACCAGCUGACUGCUUGAGUUUCCUGCCGAAUCUUGUGUCCAUGAAGCUGGCGAAAAACCCCUGGCAUUGUGACUGCAAUAUACUCUAUCUAGCCAAUUGGUUGAGGAAUAACAGUGCUAUAGUUUGGGACUCUACGCCCACCUGCAGGGGGCCAGGUGACCUUGGGGGCAAGCCCCUUGACCAGAUGACCUUCGAUGACCUCUGCGACGGCCAAUGGGCCAGUAUGACAAGGCUCACCCCUCGCAUUCCUGUCAAGUAA